AUGGCGCUCGGAGGUGCCAUAUUUGCUUUUGGAUGUGCACUUCAAGCGGGUGCUGCUAAUGUUGGCAUACUUAUCGCAGGUCGUGCGAUUGCCGGUAUAGCUGUUGGUAUUCUCUCAGCUCUAGUUCCAAUUUUUCAAUGGCGCUUCCCUCUAGCAUUCCGGGUUGUCCCUGGUCUAUUCCUAGCCAUUGGAACUUGGUUCUUGCAAGAAUCUCCUCGAUGGUUAAUGGAGAAGGAUCGACAAGAUGAGGCGAGAGAGGCUCUUUACAAAUUGCACAGCGAUGGCUCGAACGACGAAUACUUAGAAUUGGAGUUUUCUGAAAUUCGAGACACGAUUAUUGCGGAAAAGACAGUAGCAGUCAAAUCAUGGUCCGAACUCAUUGCGAAAAAAAUCAUGGAGACAUCGACUAAUCUUGGGAUGCGGAAUCCAAGCAUGGGUCUUUUGGGUAUUGACACACGUACUUCCCUCAUGAUCAUCGGUAUUUCUGGCUCUUUUUCCAUUGUCUACUGUGCACUCGAUUUAUACUUUUUGGAAAGACUUGCAAGAGUCAAGCCAAUGGUUUUUCUCAGCCACUGGCUUUGCAUUGGCUCUGUUGGCCAACACAGUUCUCAGUCAGUAUUACGUUGUCGACGGACAACAAUCAACAAAUGCAAAUGCAUUAAGGGCAAUGGUGGCCAUGAAUCUUGUCUUCUCAUUUUUCUAUACAUUUACUGGAAUUAUCAGUUGGGUCCACCCCGCCGAAAUUUUUCCCGUGGAAAUUCUAUCUCAACCCUGACAAAUUGGUGUCUUGAUCUUCUUCUGGGCCAAACUGGACCUUUAGCACUCACCAAUAUCGGAUUCAAAUUUUUCUAUGUCUUUUUCGUGUUUAAUAUUCUUGCAACAGCAUGCUAUUGGAUAUUCUACCCAGAAACCAAGGGCAAAACACUUGAGCAGAUGGACGAACUAUUUGGUGAUCAACUGGUUCCUCAUGCAUUGGAGGAUCCUACUGGUGCGGAAGCUGCGAGAGCUGCAAUGAACGAGAAGGGUGUUUUCACACAUGAUGAAGAUAUUUCGUGA
Molecule: messenger RNA, 1056 nt
Organism: Botrytis fragariae
Lineage: Eukaryota; Fungi; Ascomycota; Leotiomycetes; Helotiales; Sclerotiniaceae
Product: putative hexose carrier protein
Exons: 4
Coding region: 1-1056 (351 amino acids)
Biological process (GO): transmembrane transport; carbohydrate transport
Cellular component (GO): membrane
Molecular function (GO): carbohydrate:proton symporter activity
Source: RefSeq, a predicted model, not a curated record